AUGCCUAUCGGUGAUUUGUUAGCCUCGAUCAGCGGAGGGGCGGACAAGACCUCAACGACUGUUCGCCCGAAUUCCGCCGCGAAUAUCAAGCGAAAGGCCAGCGCUGAGCUCUCCAGCAAUCUCAACAAGGCCCCGCGCGUCACGCCGCCGGCGCCGGCACCGGUGCCAAAGCCAACCCAGGCCUCGUCCGCUGCGCAGCGCUACGCCGGAACAGCGGCCGAUCGACCGUCGAGACCGACACCGAGCAAGCCCAGACCCGCGCCGCCCGCGUCCUCGUCCUCGUCCGCCAACGCCGCCGCCGCCGCCGCUCCCGCGAAGGCAGCACCGAAAAAGGGCUCGUUUGCCGAGAUUCUCGCCCGCGGCAAGGCGGCGCAGGCGUCAAUGGGGCAGGUCGGCAAGAUUCAGCACAAAAAGGUUGAGAACCCCCCGCGGCGGUCCAAGGAGGACGCUGCCGCCUCGGGACCAUUGACGGCAGCCGCGAGAGGGAAGAAACCGGUCGCGGCUCCCGGUUACGGUGGCACAUCACGGCCUUCGCAGCGUCCUGCGGGUAGCGGUAUCUCGAACGGUGGCAGCAGCGGCGCCAGACGACCCGGCGCCGGGUCCUCCUCGUCCCUGUCCAGGCAGCGGCCACCAACAUCCUCGUCAGGCGCCGCCCGUAAGCCUGCUGCCGCUGCUGAACCCGAGAAGAAGAUUAAAAAGGCCGCCACGGCGACGACCGGCUACGCGGGCACCGCGCGGCCCAAACUCAGCACCAGCGACUCCAAGAAGCGGCACCACGACGUUCCGCGCGGCGGCGCUCUUCUCAGCGCGCCCAAGGUCCGGCCUCGCGGCGGCAGCAAGUACGAUGACGAAUUCGACGAGGACAUGGACGACUUCAUUGACUACGACGAGGAGGAGGAAGACGAGGGCGGCGAGCCUCGCUACGGGUACGCAUCCGACGCCUCGUCCGACAUGGAGGCCGGCAUGGACGACAUUUACGACGAGGAGGACCGCGCCGCGCGCAUCGCCCGACUGGAGGACGUUCGCGAGGAGAAGCUGGAAAAGCGCCUCAAGGCCGCCAAGGAGGAGCGUCGCCGCAGAGCCCUCGGUGGCUACCGGUGA
Beauveria bassiana ARSEF 2860 is the source of this 1101-nucleotide messenger RNA. RefSeq names its product Chromatin SPT2. Bases 1 to 1101 code for a protein of 366 amino acids. The transcript is spliced from 2 exons. The record is from RefSeq and is a predicted model, not a curated record. Lineage: Eukaryota; Fungi; Ascomycota; Sordariomycetes; Hypocreales; Cordycipitaceae.